CCCGGGCCGUCGGCGAGCGGAGCUGGGGUGGGGGUGCCUGGCGGGGCGUGCGCGCGGCGGGCUCGCGCCGCAUUCGGCCGGGCGCCCCGGCUUUGCUCGGGGUCCUGGUUUCCCCAGGGGCGCCCGCCUGUAACAGGCAGCCGGUUAGGGGCGUCUAUGGUAACAGUUGCCAGCGCCGCCAGCCGCUCCCCAAAGUCGUUCGGGGCUUCGGUAACAAUGGGCGGCGGGGGGCAGCGCCCCUUCCGGUUUCGUCGGUUCUAACCGAGUUCUUUAACGGGGUGUCCCCUGCGCCCGGAAGUGAGGUGUUUGGAGCUCCUCCCUCCCCCAAGAUGGCAGCGGCCGAGGAAGACGAGCUACGGCCGCCGCGGCUCCCCGAGCUCUUCGAAACCAGCAAGCAGCUUCUGGACGAAGUGGAAGGGGCGGCGGAGCCCACCGGUUCCCGGAGGAUCCAGGAAAAGGUGUUGAAGGGGCUCGAACUCCUUAACACGGCUGCCGAAAUGAUAUCGCAGCUCGACUUGUUCAGCCCAAAUGAAGAUUUGGAAGAGAUUGCUUCCACCGACCUCAAGUACCUGAUGUUGCCAGCAUUUCAAGGAGCGCUCACCUUGAAACAAGUCAACGCCAGCAAGCGUCUGGAUCAUUUGCAGUGGGCUCGAGAACACUUUUUAAACUACUUAACUCAGUGCCAAAACUAUCACGUGGCAGAGUUUGAGUUGCCCAAAACCAAGAACAACUCAGCUGAGAAUAACACUGCUGGGUCCUCCAUGGCCUAUCCUAACCUCAUUGCUAUGGCAUCUCAAAGACAAGCUAAAAUACAGAGGUAUAAACAGAAGAAGGAGAUGGAGCAGAGGCUGUCUGCCCUAAAAUCUGCGGUGGAAAGUGGUGAGGCAGAUGAUGAACGUGUCCGUGAAUAUCACCUCCUUCACCUUCGAAGGUGGAUUGGCAUCAGCUUAGAAGAGAUCGAGAGCAUUGACCAGGAGAUAACAAUCCUGAGAGGAAAAGACUCUUCCAAAGAGGCAUCAACUUCUCACUCAUCUCGUGAGGACAGGCCUCCAAUGAAACCCUUCAUUCUCACUCGGAAUGCGGCCCAAGCCAAAGUGUUUGGAGCUGGUUAUCCAAGCCUGGCAUCUAUGACGGUGAAUGACUGGUAUGAACAGCAUCGGAAAUUUGGAGCAUUACCAGAUCAGGGAAUAGCCAAGCAAACAUCAGAGGUCAAAAGAGCAGGUCGGCAACAGGAGGAUGAGGAGCAGAAGGAGGAAGAGGAUGGCAAGCGAACACUCCAGCAAGCUCGGGAGUGGGACGACUGGAAGGACACCCAUCCCAGGGGCUAUGGCAACCGACAGAACAUGGGUUAGUCUUCACACAACAAGAUGGGAAGAUGGGGACGCACACACCUUCCCGCAAAGGAAAGCUGUGCCAUCUGCUGCUUCAGCUCUACCACAAAGGCAUAGAUGCUUCGUCCUGCUUUGUGUUCAAUAAAGUGUCAAGCAAUUAAGUAUGUAUUUAUACCCUAGGUAAUUAACCAGCAAUCUUGUUUUGGCAUCCUAAUCAUGAUGUAUUCUGAUUUCUUAAGUGGAAAGAAAAGAGUACUAAGAAACGACUCUGUAUAAUCAAUGGCUGUAUGAAUUCUCCUUAAAAAUAAUGAAAGUCCAAGUAAAAUAACAAUAGUGCAAGUCUCUUCU
Rhinolophus ferrumequinum (greater horseshoe bat) is the source of this 1679-nucleotide messenger RNA. RefSeq names its product immunoglobulin binding protein 1 (gene IGBP1). Gene Ontology annotation, cellular component: cytosol. The coding region runs from base 330 to 1352 and encodes 340 amino acids. The transcript has 6 exons. Lineage: Eukaryota; Metazoa; Chordata; Mammalia; Chiroptera; Rhinolophidae. Gene Ontology annotation, molecular function: protein phosphatase 2A binding. The record is from RefSeq and is a predicted model, not a curated record. Gene Ontology annotation, biological process: regulation of signal transduction; regulation of dephosphorylation.